CUCUCCGCUCUGCAGUUCGCCCUGGCCCACGAGGACUCCGUCUCCCGGGGCCCGAAGGCCCACCCUCCGGCGGCGGACGAGUCGUCCGAGACGGUGGGGUUCCUGGGCGGGGGGCACAGUCAGGUCUCCCCGCUGAGCCGCUGGAUGCUGCAGAGCAAGAGCCGGGCGGCCAACGCCACCUCCCUGGAGCUGCCCUACCGCACGCCCGUGCCCUUCGCCAAGCAGGAGUUCUCCAAGCAGGAGUUCUAAAUGCUGGGCAGCGACCUGCUCAAGCCCGACGCCUCGGGGUCCCGCGUCAAGCGGCGGCCCAUCGUCAAGACGGGCAAGUUCAAGAAGAUGUUCGGCUGGGGCGACUUCUACUCCAACAUCAAGACGGUGCGCCUCAACCUGCUCAUCACCGGCAAGAUCGUGGACCACGGCAACGGCACCUUCAGCGUGUACUUCCGCCACAACUCCACGGGCCAGGGCAACAUCUCGGUCAGCCUGGUGCCGCCCGUCAAGGCGGUGGAGUUCGACCUGGAGCGCCAGAGCGUCGUCUACCCCAAGGACUCCAAGAUCUUCAACUGCCGGGUGGACUACGAGAAGGUGGACCGCAGCAAGCGCACCUCGCUGUGCAACUACGGACCGUCCAAGACCUGCUUCCAGGAGCAGACCCAGAGCCACGUGUCCUGGAUCUGCUCCAAGCCCUUCAAGGUCAUCUGCAUCUACAUCUCCUUCUACAGCACGGACUACCGCCUGGUGCAGAAGGUGUGCCCGGACUACAACUACCACAACGAGAUGCCCUACCUGCCCUCCGGCUAGAGGCUGGAGGCUGGAGGCCCGGAGAGGAGGAGGAGGAGGAGGAGGAGGAGCAGGAGGAGAGCAGGAGGAGGAGGAGGUGGAGCAGGAGGAGGAGGAGGAGGAGGAGGAG
Gadus macrocephalus (Pacific cod) is the source of this 910-nucleotide messenger RNA. RefSeq names its product neurexophilin-1. Gene Ontology annotation, molecular function: signaling receptor binding. Lineage: Eukaryota; Metazoa; Chordata; Actinopteri; Gadiformes; Gadidae. The record is from RefSeq and is a predicted model, not a curated record.